Hypomesus transpacificus is the source of this 4750-nucleotide messenger RNA. RefSeq names its product TBC1 domain family member 10A-like. The coding region runs from base 639 to 2201 and encodes 520 amino acids. Lineage: Eukaryota; Metazoa; Chordata; Actinopteri; Osmeriformes; Osmeridae. The record is from RefSeq and is a predicted model, not a curated record. The transcript has 9 exons.
CUUCCAUGGCGAAGAGUCGGAACCUGGAUGACAGUUGAGGAAGGGUGGAAAAAGAAAUGACAACGAAAACUUCGCUAAAGACAUCUUAACAUUUGUGAGAUGUUUGUAUGCAAGUUACCUUAUUGAUGUAACUUGUGUUUUUCUUAUUGUUCUACUCAAUACAAUUAUUUAGCUUGUUUUGAUUACGUUAGUUUUUAGUUGUUAGCUAGUACUAAUUAGCUAGUGCUAACGUUGUCUAGUUACUGCAGCCAGCUUUCGUUCGCCACUGUUGUGAUUAGCUAGCAUUGCUUGCUAAAAGCUAGCAAGUUAGUGCUAGGUAGCUAUACAGUAAUAUUUUUCUGUGGAGAUGGUUAAAAUGUACCCCCACCAUAAAUUUUCCAGAUAGCUAAAAGUACUAGUUAGAACCAUAUGCUACCUAUUUAUCCUAGCUUAGCAUCUUGCUUGAAACUUAGUUGAUGGCUACUACUACUAGUUAUCAUAGAUGAUUCUAGCUAUUUUGUAAGCUAGCUAGUGAAUGUUAUCCAGAUGCCCUAAAUAUGACAUGGCAUUUGUUUUGUUGACUUGGAAACAUUUGCGUUGUACGCCGUUACUUUUAACAGUGCCAGAAUUAUAACUGGCAAUCUAGCUAGCUUGUAAUUAUGGCAAAAAUAGAGAAUGGUCGUCAGUCAGUCGACACAACCAGCAUCAGGACUAGUAUUGGCAGUCAUGUUGACGACGAGAGCUCCCUUGGAUCCGACUCAGAGAUCAACGGCUUCACCAGCAGCAGACAUACCGAUAAAUAUGGAUUUAUCGGGGGAGCACAACAGUAUUCUGAAGACUCGGCCCAGGAUGUCCCCCCAGAGGUGUUGAGACAGAGGGAGGUCAAGUGGCUGGAUAUGCUCAGUCACUGGGACAAGUGGAUGGCCAAGAGACACAACAAGGUGAGACUGCGAUGCCAGAAGGGGAUCCCCCCGUCCCUGCGAGGUCGUGCUUGGCUCUACCUGUCCGGGGGAAAGGUGAAGAGAGAGCAGAACCACGGAAAGUUCCAGGAGCUCGACAGCCAGGCAGGAGACCCUAAGUGGAUGGACGUGAUCGAGAAGGAUCUGCAUCGACAGUUCCCCUUCCACGAGAUGUUUGUGUCGCGAGGAGGACAUGGGCAGCAGGACCUGUUCCGUGUCCUGAAGGCCUACACGCUGCACAGGCCAGACGAGGGCUACUGCCAGGCUCAGGCGCCCAUCGCCGCCGUUCUCCUCAUGCACAUGCCCGCCGAGGAUGCCUUCUGGGGGCUGGUCCAAAUCUGUGAGAAGUACCUUCCUGGAUAUUACAGUGCUGGCCUGGAGGCUAUCCAGUUAGACGGGGAGAUUCUGUUUGCCUUGCUGCGCCGCGUCUGCCCGCUAGCCUACCGUCACCUAGAGAAGCACAAGAUUGACCCCAUCAUCUACAUGACCGAGUGGUUCAUGUGCGCCUUCUCCCGGACCCUGCCCUGGGCCUCCGUGCUGCGCGUGUGGGACAUGUUUCUCUGCGAUGGUGUGAAGAUCAUCUUCAGGGUGGGCCUGGUGCUGCUGAAGAGCAUGCUGGGAACCCGUGAGAAGCUCAAGGCGUGUCAGGGCCAGUAUGAGACCAUGGAGCUGCUCCGGGCCAUAGAGGCCCGCUACAUGCAGGAGGGCUUCCUCGUACGAGAGGUCCUGGAGGUCCCCGUGUCGGAGCGCGACGUGGAGCGCGAGCACCACUCUCAGCUGAAGCGCUGGAGGAAGACCCGCGGCGAGCUGCACUGCAAGUGCCCCCCCAGGAUGCACGGCGCCCGGGCCAUCAUGUCGGCCGAGCCGCACAGCCGCCAGGACCUGCGGCAGCUGCCCACCAUCGUGGUGGAGUCCCCGGUGACCGCCGCCCAGCCCGCCGCAGCCGCCGCCCAGAAGGCGGAGAGGAAGAACAAGGAGGAGAAGAAGAACAAGGAGGAGAGGAAGAGCAAGAAGAGAGGGAGCCUGUUGAGGAAGGCUUCCGCCCCCGUCGUGCAGGUCCCCAACCCCUACCCUCUACUGGGCGACCCCCAGCCCCCGCCACCAGCCCCACCAGCCCAGCCCGCCAGCGCGGAGCACACCCCGCCCCCACAGGCCCUGACAGACCCUGAGCCUCCGUCUCCUAAAGACACGGCUCCAGCCAGAGAGUCUCUCCUCCAGCAGUCCACGCAGAGUCUCAACAGCGCUGAGGACACCUACCUGUGACGGUGUCCCCGUGACCGGAGCCCGGGGAGCCAUGUCCAACACUCAGCAGGACGGGGAGGAGGGGAGGGAGGGGGGGCAGGAGCUGGUGAAUGUCCCCCUGCAGAUACACUCUGGAUCCCACUGCAUGCCAAUUAAGCCUCUCUCUUUCUCAUCGGGCAUUCACAUAUGCAGCGGCGUGGGCGGAGAGUUCCGGAACCGUCUAACGUCGUCAAUGAAAUUUGGGGGUUGGGGUAGGAGCGUGUUUCUAAAGUUGUAGGAGGUUUUAGAGGCGGUGAUCCAUUGUUACGUUAUUUGUUUUACUCCCGUUCUCUUGGUUGGAUCCUCCCUGGCAGCUUGGUGGUUAGAGGGGUUGUGGGUUUAGCCUUAUGAAACUCAUGGUUGUCUUGGUCACGCUAGCUGUCGGUUUACUUUGACUAGCCCCUACUGAUGUCGCUCAUCCACUAAUGCCCUAGUAAACAAGUGACAAACUCAUGCUGUGUGCGGUAAUCAUUGUGUAAUUGGAACCAGGAAUGUGAUAUGGUAUCUAUAGGUAGCUAUGUAGCUUUGUUAGACAGACACGUUUGGCAACCUAAAGGAGGGGUGGAGACACAUACAAACUGUAGAUGCCAGUUGGUUGUAACUCAGUGAACUGAACGUAACUAGCCAGCAAACUGCACGCCACUUCCGCCUCGACACUGAAUAUGUGAAUGCCCUCCCAAUAAGCAAAACACUAGCACAAAUACCAGCCACACACCAGCCAAUCACGUCCAGGUUUGCCAUGACUCUUGCCAUUAACCAAUCAUAUUCUUCUCAACAAGCUUUGAAGACACUGUAUUGCCUCUUGCCAAAUGUUUCUUUUUCUUAGUUGUGUAUUCUGACCCGUAGGUGUCAGCUCACCUUCUGUGCAGGUGGAGAUUCAUUUUGAAACAGGAAUUGGAAAGGUAAUCAUGGCUAUUGAGGAGUGACAUGUUCCUUUGCGGCUUACUCUAAAGCUUUGAUACUAACCCUAACCCUCUACAGCUCAAGUGUAGCUCACGUCAUUCCAACUUCAGUUCACUGCAUUGCUUCAGUAUAGGGGUGAACUCUUGCUCCUACCUAUGCCUAAAAAAGGUAGCCAUUGCGUCAUUUAUCCUACGUAAGAGCUUUCGAUCUUUUACCACUAGAGGGCAACCUUGGCAUAUUUUCCCCUCACUUCAAAACUUGUCAUUACUGCCAAUACACAGUAAAUUCCACAAAAUGAAAUUGUAGCUCUGUGUUGUGUCCGAAAGCACAUGUAUGUCUUAUUCCUUAUUUUUAUGCAAACAUUUUAACUGAAAAGCAAGUCAGACCGUGACUGACCUUUUAUAACCUGUGCCUCAUAUGUCAAGUGCUUAAACCCUCAUGACCCCAACAGCAUGCGUAACUGAUGCAACUUCAGCAAAUGUCUUGGGAGAUGUGACACACUGUGCUAUGCUGCCAGCCAAGUCCCUUCAAAGAAGUCAUUAUUCACAUCAGGUGGGCAGCUGAAGUGUAGGCGAAUGGGGGUACAGUAAGUGUGGUUGCGAACAAGCUAAUCUGUCAUAUGGAACAUGUGCAUGAUCUUAUAGUCAGCCCUGCUAGUCGAUAUCUGGUUGGCUGCAGGUGCCCGCUUCACUGUUCUUAUCGCCACACUAGUCAAAGUCCUCAGUGUUCUCUGUUUGCUAGGCAACCCAAAGCCACACAAACACAACCUGUUACUCUGGAUGCUUACUUUGCUGUCAGCUGUUACAAAGAAAGGGAGUUUGUGGGAGGCCUUAUGUGUCUGGGAUAUUUGGAGUCUUCCUCUUUUUAAAAGACACGUUUUGUUGGUUUGGGAAUUAGCCGGACCCAUUAGGAACAUGAGGCUUGUGCUUUGUGAAAAUCAUGUACAAUCUUUUCUUUCUUGACCACAUUCUUCUGUGCUUUUUAGUGAAUGAGUUUUACUGAGAUGAAGGUUUGCAAACAUUGCAUGGAAAAUUGAACUUGUUACGCUUGAUAAUGUCACUUUGGGAAAUGACAGGAUUUUAAAAUAAAUAUAUGCUCGACAAAUAUAUAUGCAGCUAUGUAUAUGCUGUAUGUUUAUCAUUCCACAGAAUGUCUAUGCUACAGAUUGCAUGUAUAGCUUGAUUGCAAAAGCAAUACAUUUUGAAUGGAUAACAAGUUACAAAGAAACCUGGCUGUUUAUGUAUGGGCAGUUUCACAUACUUCCCACUUUGCAGAUAUUCUUUAAUUUAAUGCUACUACGCUAAAUGUAGAUAUAACUGAUUUGUAAAAUAAUGUUAUACGCUCCUUUUUUAAUGAAAUAUUGUUUUUGUUUUGUAUGACCUGGGAUCACGGAAAACAUUUUCUCUCAUCGAUCCUGACACUAGUUUACUAAGCACAACAUACUAGGGGAUAACUAAUUGCUAACCCCAAUUGCUUAGCAAAAUACUGGCUCAUUUUAAUUUCAUUAUUUUGGAUUUUCUUCUGUUAUAAUAAUGUUAAUCAUGAUAAAACAUACAACAAAACUUGCAGAAAUGAGGUCAUGUUGUAUAUUAUGUUUAUACCAAUAAAUCCACUUUGAUCAAACUCAA